Molecule: messenger RNA, 2331 nt
Organism: Solanum verrucosum
Lineage: Eukaryota; Viridiplantae; Streptophyta; Magnoliopsida; Solanales; Solanaceae
Exons: 1
Coding region: 1-2331 (776 amino acids)
Source: RefSeq, a predicted model, not a curated record
AUGACACGCAAAGACGGAACAGAGUCGGGAAAUGAUGAAGUCCAAAAUCAAAUGGUUGCACAAGAGUCGGUAUCUGUAGAAGAGGUCAAGAUGUUGAGACAACAGAUGGCCGAAAUGUAUGAAGCUUGGAUGAAUGGACAGGCUCCCCCAUCUUCAAUUUGGGAAUACCUGAAUGUAAAUAUGCCAUUCCCCAUUCAAGUCUCAACAAGUGACCCGAUUUAUCCACCUGGAUUUGGACCCUACGUUAAUACAUCUAAUACUGCUGGAACUUCCUCGGUACACCCGUUGAAUCCACCCAUGAUGAAUAAUCCACUCUUCAUGCCAAUUGUGCAAACUAAUGCAAAUCCUCAACCAACACUAGUACAAAAAUCCAAUGAUGAUCCUAUACCCAAAGAUCAAUAUGGCCAAGGUCAGACCCCUAAAUUGACUUUCAAAAUUCCUGAUUCUUACCACCACACUCAUCAAUACAGUACCCCCGUUGAGGUUGAAAAAACUAUUAAGGACGAGGAACAUGAAGAAAUUGCAAGAAAAAUGAGGAGUUUGGAGCAAAACAUAAGGAAUAUGCAAGGGCUGGGAGGACACAAAAGUGUCUCGUUCAAGGACUUAUGCAUGUUUCCAGAUGUUCACUUGCCUAUAGGGUUCAAAACUCCAAAGUUUGAUAAGUAUAACGGUCAUGGCGACCCAGUGGCUCAUUUGAAAAGAUUUUGUAAUCAGCUAAGGGGAGCCGAAGGAAAAGAAGAACUUCUUAUGGCUUACUUUGGAGAAAGUCUAACGGGUGUAGCCUCAGAAUGGUUUAUCGAUCAAGAUAUUUCUCGAUGGCAUGUCUGGGAUGACAUGGCGCAAGAUUUUGUCCAACAAUUCCAAUACAAUAUUGAUAUCGUUCCGGAUCGCAAUUCCCUAGCUAAUAUGAAGAAGAAAUCGUCUGAAAGCUUUAGGGAAUAUGCCAUAAGAUGGAGGGAGCAGGCGGCUAGAGUCAAACCGCCGAUGAAAGACUAUGAAUUGAUUGAUGUUUUUCUCCAGGCACAAGAACCUGAUUACUUUCAUUACCUUCUUGCUGCAAUAGGGAAGCCUUUCGCCGAAGCAAUUAAGAUCGGAGAAGUGGUAGAGAAUGGCAUAAAAUCGGGUAAAAUUGUAAGCCAGACAGCUAUUAGAGCUACCACACAAGCAAUUCAAAGCGGGUCAGGUAAUUUUGUAUAUCGAAAAAAGAAAGAAGAAGGGUCCAUGGUGACGUCUGGAUCGAGAGGUAUUCAAAUGAGCAUGAACCACCCUUAUGUUCAAGUCCAACAAGAACAAUCUAAUUCUCCUCAACAUUAUUACCCAUCCCAAUAUGCAGUCCUCAACACUCAAGCAUAUAUCCGACCUCCUCAACGCCAACAAUGGCGGGCACCUGCCCCACAAGGUUCUCGCCCUCAACAACAAAAUUUUCAGGCACCCCAUAAUCCACGUCCCCGGAUGGAUUAUACAAGAGAACAAGGUCGAAAAGAAAACUUUACCCCAAUUGGAGAGUCAUAUACGAGUUUGUUGCGGAAAUUAGUACAAUUAGGAUUGGUUGAACCUGUCAAUCCCUAUUUUGUCAAUCCGAAUGCAAGAGGCUUUGAUCCAACUGUUAUAUGUGAGUAUCACGCUAACACUCCAGGUCAUAGCACAGAGAAUUGUUGGACUCUAAAAAGAGUCAUUGAGAAGUUGAUUGAGGAUAAGGUAAUUGAGAUACAUAAUGAGGAGGCGCCAAAUGUCACCAAUAACCCACUCCCUGCUCACAAUAAGGAGCAUAUUGUGGGGAUGGUAGACAUUUAUGAAGAUUGUGAGCAAACAUGUAGAACAAAAAUGGAAAGCAGAGAUUCAAAAGAAGAGUCGAGUAUGGUUUUAGAACCCAUACAAAAGGCACCGAUAAUUGUGAAUGGUGCAAGUUCAAAUUUUGGAGACUCGAGAAAACUUGUGUUGUAUGUCCCUGGAGCUGUAAAAAGAAGAGAAGUACCGUUGAAUGGACCAAAAUUAUACAUUCCUGGUAAGCUUCGAGCAUUUGGUCAAAAUCAAGAAAGCGUGAAAGAGCCAGUUGUGAUACAAAUUGCAACACAACUUCCGAUGACAAACACCAAGACCGUUCCAUGGAAUUACAACAAAGUCGUUGUUACCCACAAGGGAAAGAAGAUUGUUGAAGAGACAAAUGAAAUAAGAGGAUUAACUCGUUCUGGGAGGUGUUAUGCUCCAGAAGAAUUAAGAAGAGACAAACAAGCCAAAGAAAAUCAGUUGCCGGUUAAAAAACCUGUCACUGAGGAGGAGGCUGAAGAGUUCUUGAAAAAAGAUGAAAGCUCAAGAUUAUUCUGUUAUUGA